This is a messenger RNA of Bubalus bubalis (water buffalo), 455 nucleotides long. RefSeq names its product ATP synthase membrane subunit e (gene ATP5ME). NCBI's taxonomy places the organism in Eukaryota, Metazoa, Chordata, Mammalia, Artiodactyla, Bovidae. The coding region runs from base 25 to 402 and encodes 125 amino acids. The transcript has 4 exons. Gene Ontology annotation, biological process: proton motive force-driven ATP synthesis. Gene Ontology annotation, molecular function: proton transmembrane transporter activity. The record is from RefSeq and is a predicted model, not a curated record.
GCGUCCUCGCACUGUGGGCGGCGCAUGCGCACGCCCGGCCGCGCCUCUGCGUCUGCGUCCCCGCGGUGUUCAGGGCCUUGCGGCAUCCUCUUCGGUCCGAAUUGUGCUUCCGGCGCGAGGGUCACGGACAAUAUGGUUCCGCCGGUGCAGGUCUCUCCGCUCAUCAAGGUGAACCAGGCUCCGCAGCCGCCGCCGCUGAUCCGCUCUGCGUGGGCAAAGCGCCUCGGCCGUUACUCCGCCCUGUUCCUCGGCAUGGCCUACGGCGCCAAGCGCUACAAUUACCUGAAACCUCGGGCAGAGGAGGAGAGGAGGCUUGCAGCCGAGGAGAAGAAGAAGCGGGACGAGCAGAAGCGCAUCGAGCGGGAGCUGGCGGAAGCCCAAGAGGAUACCAUAUUGAAGUGAGCCUGCCCUUCUCCAGAGCAGUGUGGCUGAAUAAAGUUUUCUGUGCUCUGUGA